Messenger RNA from Gambusia affinis (western mosquitofish), 4225 nucleotides. It is a transcript of the gene sfxn3, whose product is annotated as sideroflexin 3. Gene Ontology annotation, biological process: serine import into mitochondrion; monoatomic ion transport. The transcript is spliced from 11 exons. Gene Ontology annotation, cellular component: mitochondrial inner membrane. NCBI's taxonomy places the organism in Eukaryota, Metazoa, Chordata, Actinopteri, Cyprinodontiformes, Poeciliidae. The coding region runs from base 110 to 1078 and encodes 322 amino acids. Gene Ontology annotation, molecular function: monoatomic ion transmembrane transporter activity. The record is from RefSeq and is a predicted model, not a curated record.
CAUUGUUCAGAGCACAUUAAAGCAUCAGAGUUCCACCCGGUGAGUGCUGUGAUAUUGAGAGGUCAUACAUUUUCAAAAAUCAAGAUAAUUGAACCAGAGAAAGACCAGGAUGUCUGAAGAGUUGUCGCGCGACAUAAACAUUAAGGAGCCGAGAUGGGACCAGGGGACCUUCAUGGGACGCGCCAAACACUUCUUCAUGGUCACAGAUCCCAGGAAUGUCCUGCUGUCCUCUGAGACGCUAGAAGAAGCCAGAGUAAUCGUAGAGAACUACAGAGCUGGAACCGUGACUCCUGGUUUGACCGAGGAUGAACUUUGGAGAGCCAAGUACAUUUACGACUCUGCUUUCCAUCCCGACACUGGAGAGAAGAUGUUUGUGAUUGGUCGGAUGUCUGCUCAGGUGCCAAUGAACAUGUCCAUCACAGGCUGCAUGCUCACCUUCUACAGGACUACUCCAGCAGUUGUGUUCUGGCAGUGGGUUAACCAGUCCUUCAACGCCAUUGUCAAUUACACCAACCGCAGUGGAGACGCUCCCAUCACCAUGAACCAGCUUGGCGCCGCCUACGUUAGUGCCACUACAGGAGCUGUGGUCACCGCGCUCGGACUCAAGUCUCUAGCUACGCGUCUCCCCCCAAUCGUCAGUCGCUUUGUCCCUUUUGCUGCCGUGGCUGCUGCCAACUGUAUUAACAUUCCGUUCAUGAGACAGAGGGAGCUGAAGUGUGGGAUCCCGGUGAUGGAUGAGAAUGGAAACCGGUUAGGAGAAUCUGCCAACGCUGCCAAACAAGCCAUCAUUCAGGUGGUUGUGUCCAGGAUUGGCAUGGCGGUGCCUGCAAUGGCCAUUCCUCCUGUUAUAAUGAACGCUCUGGAGAAGAAAGCCUUCAUGAAGCGUUUCCCAAUUCUGAAUGCUCCUGUCCAAGUGGGGCUCGUCGGUUUGUGCCUGGUGUUUGCGACGCCUCUCUGCUGCGCCCUGUUCCCUCAGAAAAGCUCCAUGAGCGUGAGCGGACUGGAGGCUGACCUGCAGGAGAGGAUACGGCAGCUAAGUCCAGACACCACCACCGUCUACUUCAACAAGGGCCUGUAGGCACAUGAGCAGGAAACAUGCAAACUGUCUGUUAUCAUGGGUAUGAGAGAGUAGAAAACAUUUAUUUAUGCUUUUGCAGUCAUUUUUAUUUUUGGUAUAUUUUCGGUUCUUGUAUUUUUAUUUUGUCUUCCUCUUGAUGGAUAACACAGGAAGUUGAUAAUGACUUACUGGUGGUUUACUUCAUGUUACUUUUAAUGUCCUACUAGAAUAUUCAAGUUAUAAAUGAAGGUUUUUCCUGUUUGUUGUGUUUCCUGAAUAUAACGUUGCCUUGUGUGUUAUCUUUGUUUUGAUCGGGGUUUUCAACCCGUGGCCCUAUAAGCCUUCCCAAUUGACUCUUAAUAUCUUGAAAAACAUAGAACUCAAAUGCGGUUUAAAUCUAAAUGUGAUACAAAGUAAUACUUUCACUUUGUUUCUGUGUUUUCUUGUCAAAUUUUCACAGAAUGUCCAUAAUAUAGCAACUAAUAGUACAAAGAUUUUUUUUUUUUUGCAUUAGGCCAUUAGCUGGUGUGUUUUCCCUUAAGUAUUCAGAAAUAUGAAACUUCUUCUAAACCAUGAAAUUGUUUUGGUUUUUUUUUGUUUUUACCAUAAAACAAGCACAUUUUAAAUAGUGGGAAUAAGACUGCAAAUGAUUAUUUUAUUAAUCGAUUAUUAAUAAAAUUAAUAAAAUAAGUGGCACCUCCUGCAGAUUUUUUAUUUCCAAUAUUGUAUGUUAUACAAAUUUAGAAAUAUAUUAAAAUAUAUAAAUAAAUACCAAUAAUCAAAUGCCUUACGGGCAACAACGGCGUUGAUUCAAUGUAAGCCAGAUCAUUUGUUGCAAAAGAUUCAUCUGCAGUUUAAAAAAAAUAUAUACUUUUAACAUCAACAUGUGUAAAGCUUGACUUGGCCUCAUUACACUGUAGGGCUGAUGUGUUGACUAUUUUAUGAAUUAUCCGAUUAUUAAUUGGAUAGCAAAAUGUUCUAUUAAAAGAUUUUUUUUUACAGUAUUUGAACCAGGUAAAGCUAAAACAUUGCCACAUUUUUUUUAACACAUAUUUACAGACAAAAGAUAAAUGUAAAUUGAUUGUACAGGUUUGACUUAAUUAUUGCUGUGGGUAUUGUGUUCUUUUAACAUAUGGCAUGUUUUAGAGUCUGUAUGCUCCAGUUAACAAUUAGCUAAUUACUAAAUUAGUUGUCAAUUAUGUCAAUUAUCGAUUCGUCACAAUUAAUCUGAUCUAUCGUUUCAGUCCUGAGUGGGUAUUUAUAAAGUUGAUCAGUUUUUGAAUGGUCAUGCAGGUUUUGCAGAUCAGGACAGAACUAAUUUAAGAGCAGCUAAGUGAUAAAUGAUUUCUAAAGGUUUCUACCCCCUAGUUUUGACACAUCACACAAGCUACGUGGUGUAAAAUAUUUGCUUCUGUUUAUUUGCUAAAAAAGUAAUCCCCUGAUGUGAGUUCCUGUUUUGUAUCACACAGCCUCUCAUUAACAAGAGCAGCUCUCUUCAACUGUCCUUCAAGUGUACUUAAACCUUUAGGUACAUACGCUUCAGAAAACCUUUAGAGGACAUAGACGAGUGGAAUCUAAUGAGAGUAGUUUAUAUUACUCUAGAGAAGCCCCACUGUUUUUCUGUAGUUGUUUUUUACACUAUGUUGGUUAGUGGUUGUGCUGUUAUCUACACGUUGCUCACAGGAAGGAAGCAAAAACUGCACUUAUCUAAAAUCCCCAUCUUACUUUUAUGCAUAUACUAAAUGAAGACAACCGGUGUCGACAUAUAGGCACCUGAAAUCUUUCAAACAAACUUAUCCCUCCCCUUCAUUUAAAUUAAACAUAUAGUAAAAAGGUUUUUUUCUGUUUUGAGGACUUUGCGUACACCAUGGAGAUCCAGUUCUACCAAAAGAAAUUAGUAAAUGUUGUAACAAAUUUUAAAGUGUAAACGUUCGGUGCACAGUAAGUUUCAAUAAUUGCUUUGAGCAUCUUAAGUCAUUUAAUGAGGUCACCGAACACACAGCUAGCUAUUCAGGGUGAUUAGAUAAUGUACGUGAGGGCAUACAAGUCGUCAUAGUGUUUAAGCAAGUCGUCAUAGUGUUUGUCGUACAUAAAUUGAAACAAGUAUAUAUUUUCUGAAUACUUAUGUAAAAUAUGGAGCACAGAAAAAUGCACUGGAGAAUAAGGUCAGCUGCUAGUUUAUAGGAGUUUUGCUCCAUCUGAGUGAGACUUCCUCAUACUGAGUGCUAAUGAGUGACUCUGGAUUCAUCUUCUGAGGAAACUCACUAUUUACAAUUUACCAGCAAUCAUGCUUUGUACGCUCCUUUUUAAAAAUAGAAAUAUAUAUGGGUAUAUAUAUACAUAGGAUUCUGGAGAAGAGGGACAAAACAGGUCCUUUGGAUACAGCACAAAAUUUGAAUAAAAUAUACACAAAAUCUAAUUUUUUUCAAAUAUCUGACUAAACUAACCUGAGCCAUGUGAGCACAACAAUCUAUGUUUUCCUGGUGUUUGCUGAAUAUUUUUUAUUUUAAACAUUGUAGUAGGUGGAUACAUUAUGAGUUUAAAAUAAUUAAUGGAAUACUAAGAUAAUAUAUGAUGACAAUUAUGUACAAGUAUGCAAAUAAAUAAUUAUAAAAGUAUCAAUGAAUUUAAUUAAAAAUAAUUUUUAUAUAUUUUCCAACUCAAUUGAAAUUUGUCCCAAGUUUUUGUCAACACCGUCAGACAUAAAAAGAAUGUAUAAAAAAAAAUCAGGCAUUAUUGGAGGGCAUCAGAACUUCUUAGGACCCCAUGACCUCUUCCUUUGAGGGCUUAGCAGCUCUAGUUAGCUUAUGUUAUUCUUUAGUUUUUUUUCUUCCAUUUAAUUCCUCAGUUGUUCUUCACAGCCAUGAUGUGUCAACACCAUAACUGACAAUUUACAAACCUUUGAUGAAAUUUUGUGAAAUAAAUGAUUAAUUUUAGUAAACUGUAAAAGUUACAAUAUGGCCUCCUUCAGAAUAACAUCAUAUAAAUUGAAGUAGUUUGGCAUUUUGUCAACUCCGUCAGAUGUUAACGUCAGUUUUUAACUGAUGGUGUUGACAAAUCUCACCUAAGUGUGCAGUUAAUUCAUUUGAAUGUACUUUACAUUAAUGGCAUUACUGCACAUAUAUAAAAUAUUUCUUUUUACUCACUAGGUUGUCACCACCUUCAGUU